AAUGACCAGCUUUGCCCACGGAGCGAGGGAGGCGAGCUAAAUGUGAGUGAACACGGCGGCGAUCUGCAACACCCCCCUCCCACCCCACCCCCCCUUCAAAACACAGCGUAUUUCCAUAUCGUGUCCUCACUGGAACUACUCUUUUCAUUUCUUCCUCAGCGAGCUUCCUUGUUUUUAUUUUUUAAUUUUUUUCCCCAUUUUUUGGUUUUUAUGCUUUUGAUUUUUUUUCCUCUUUACAUCGUGUGUGUUUUCUUCUCAACAAAUGCUCGGUUCAACGUGAAACACGAGGAUUGUAUUCUUCGUUUUGCCUCAUUGACAACAAUAAGGGAUCACUAUGAUUUUAUUUCCAUUUCAUAUCAACAGACGGCUGCAUCCCCUUUUUCUCUCGGGGCCGUUUUCCUUGCAAACGUUGCUUUGGAUUUUAUGCACAGUCUGUGGAGAGGAGCAGCAUUUCAAUGUUGAGGACUGGUUGCAGAAAUAUGGCUACCUUCCACUGACUGACCCUCGAAUGUCAGUAUUGCGCUCUGCACAAACCAUGCAGUCAGCUAUCGCUGCCAUGCAGCGGCUCUAUGGUAUUAAAAUCACCGGCACUUUGGACAGAAACACAUUAGAUGAUGUUACGUUAAGCUGGAUGAAGAAGCCCCGAUGCGGAGUUCCCGAUCAAGUAGGCGGCGUUUCCAAAUUCAACGUCCGGAGAAGGCGCUACGCCCUGACGGGACAGAAAUGGCAACACAAAGAUAUCACUUACAGUAUAAAGAACGUCACCCCCAAAGUCGGAGAAACGGAAACCCGCAAAGCCAUUCGCCGGGCCUUUGACGUCUGGCAGAAUGUGACGCCCCUGAAGUUCGAAGAGGUGCCCUACAGCGAGCUAGAGAACGGGAAGCGAGAUGUGGACAUUACAAUCAUCUUCGCGUCAGGCUUCCACGGAGACAGCUCUCCUUUCGACGGAGAAGGGGGAUUCUUAGCGCACGCCUACUUUCCAGGACCUGGAAUCGGGGGGGACACCCACUUUGACUCAGACGAACCGUGGACCCUCGGAAACCCAAACCAUGAUGGAAACGAUUUGUUUCUGGUUGCGGUCCACGAACUCGGUCACGCCUUAGGCCUUGAACAUUCCAAUGACCCCACUGCCAUAAUGGCUCCCUUCUACCAGUACAUGGAAACGGACAUUUUCAAGCUGCCCAACGAUGACCUGCAGGGUAUCCAGAAAAUAUACGGUCCUCCGGAUAAAGUGCAGCCCACCAAACCGCUCCCAACAAUCCCACCGCAGCACUCUCACCCACCUUUAGAUCCACGAAAAACGGACCGGCACCCGAGGCCACCAAAGCCACCCACCGGAGACAUGCCUAUCUACCCGGGCUCCAAGCCCAACAUCUGUGAUGGCAGCUUCAACACGUUGGCUAUCCUCCGCAGGGAGAUGUUUGUUUUUAAGGAUCAGUGGUUCUGGAGGGUGAGGAACAACCGAGUGAUGGACGGCUACCCCAUGCAGAUCACCUAUUUCUGGCGAGGCCUGCCACCCAGUAUCGACGCGGUGUACGAGAACAGCGAAGGGAAGUUCGUAUUUUUCAAAGGGAACAAAUUUUGGGUCUUCAAAGACACAGCCCUGCAGCCCAGCUACCCUCAAGACCUUUCAGUGUUUGGCAACGGCAUUCCCGGCCAGGGCAUCGACACGGCAGUCUGGUGGGAGGACGUCAGGAAAACGUACUUCUUUAAAGGCGACAGGUACUGGAGAUACAACGAAGAAAGGCAGGCCAUGGACCCUGGGUAUCCUAAGCCAAUCACUGUGUGGAAAGGAAUUCCACCUUCCCCUCAGGGAGCCUUUGUGGAUAAGGAGAAAGGAUUCACAUACUUCUAUAAAGGGAAGGAGUACUGGAAGUUCAACAACCAGAAACUGACCGUGGAGCCCGGUUUCCCGAGGUCCAUCCUCAAGGAUUUCAUGGGUUGUGACGACUCGGUAGAACGAGAGAAAGAAAGACAUGCACCUAAGGAUGACGUGGACAUUGUCAUCAAGCUGGACAACACGGCAAGCACUGUGAAAGCCAUCGCCAUCGUCAUUCCGUGCAUACUGGCCUUGUGCCUCCUCGUACUCAUUUACACAGUCUUUCAGUUUAAAAGGAAAGGCACACCCCGGCACAUACUGUACUGUAAACGCUCGAUGCAGGAGUGGGUGUGAGAGGCCUUUGGCAUCUGUGCCGCUGGAAGUACCUUAAGAUGUUACACGUGAACUCGUAACGCUGCUCCCCGAAGGGGGUCGGGAAUCUCGUGCGCCUCGGCGGUGGCUGACGUUUCAUCGCACACCUGUUCUGAGCAUGUGUGGAGGACGCAAUCGACUGGGAAGCUUCCACGAUUUGCCGCAUCCUCCGUCACUGCAAGUCCUUUCGGCAAAUGGCUCAGUAUCUAGGCCUUUACUUACUUAUUCCUUCUGCACGCUCAAAACCCUCUUGAACUUGCUGGAAUAAACAAGUUACGCUUUUUCUUUUUUUUAUUUCUUUGGAAUUUUACUGAAAUUAUCCUGAACAAUUUUUUUUUUUUUU
Molecule: messenger RNA, 2534 nt
Organism: Polypterus senegalus (gray bichir)
Lineage: Eukaryota; Metazoa; Chordata; Cladistia; Polypteriformes; Polypteridae
Gene: mmp16b
Product: matrix metallopeptidase 16b (membrane-inserted)
Exons: 11
Coding region: 335-2173 (612 amino acids)
Biological process (GO): skeletal system development; extracellular matrix organization; collagen catabolic process
Cellular component (GO): extracellular matrix
Molecular function (GO): metalloendopeptidase activity; zinc ion binding
Source: RefSeq, a predicted model, not a curated record